Molecule: messenger RNA, 924 nt
Organism: Paramacrobiotus metropolitanus
Lineage: Eukaryota; Metazoa; Tardigrada; Eutardigrada; Parachela; Macrobiotidae
Exons: 2
Coding region: 125-622 (165 amino acids)
Source: RefSeq, a predicted model, not a curated record
UGCAAUCUGCAUUUACCAUUCAGUUUAAGUAAUUCUUGAUGACUGACCUAGUCCGCUGUCCACCCUUUGCAUCCACUGUAAGUUCUACCCUGUGAUCCAGUUUUUUCUACUAACAAAAUCUACAAUGUUUCCCUCAACGAUUAUGGAAUGUAUCUUGCUGGCUGUUGUCUGUGUAAUCCACUUGUCCUCCGUCCGUGCAGCACCACUCGCUGGACUGGAUAUCCCUACCAAUGCUCAACAGGCGCAAGCUUGGCGACCUUCAUCAUCCCUCGUCCGACCGAACAUUGCGACGAAUGUCAAUUUUGGUUUCUCCUCCUCCGUGGAUCCGCGUACGGGGCUGGUUAACCUAGCUGGAGGAAUCGCCGAUGGAUUCGGUCUGGAUGCGGGUAUAUUGGCCAAGACCGUCGGGAACAGUGUGACCUUCACCGGCGGCAAUGGAUCGGCCAACGCCGGCAAUCGUAACACGGCGGUGGGCAACGGGGGAGUGCAGAGUUUGGGCCAUGUCAAUGCCUUCGUCCCGGUGAUGCCGAACGGUCUGGCCCUGUCCAAAGCCCUCACGCAGACCAACGCCAUCGGUCCCAUGAGUCAUGCCGGUGGACAUGCCGCUGGUAUUGUCGGUUAGUCUGGACGCUGUAUGAUUGUAUUUCUCUUUGUGAUAAUAUUUUCCACUAUCCUGUUUUCGGUUUUUUUUGGCGAAUGUCUUUCAAACACAGUACUUCGCUUUUUGAUAGUUCUGGCGUUUGUGGUGUUUUAUUGGGCGAAUUGUCUUUCAGAUACAGUAUUUUGCUUUUUGGUGAUUUUAGCUUACAUUGACGAUAUUUUUCGUGCCUUGGUAAUUUCGCCAUAAGUUUUUAUUUGAGUAUUUUUUUACUGUGAUUUCCGUUAUUUUUAUCGACUUUUGGAUGAUUUUCAUUAAAGCGUUCA